Molecule: messenger RNA, 2547 nt
Organism: Entelurus aequoreus (snake pipefish)
Lineage: Eukaryota; Metazoa; Chordata; Actinopteri; Syngnathiformes; Syngnathidae
Gene: ppp2r1bb
Product: protein phosphatase 2, regulatory subunit A, beta b
Exons: 15
Coding region: 77-1846 (589 amino acids)
Biological process (GO): protein dephosphorylation
Cellular component (GO): protein phosphatase type 2A complex; cytoplasm
Molecular function (GO): protein binding; protein phosphatase regulator activity
Source: RefSeq, a predicted model, not a curated record
AGAGGGCGCUCCUCAUUUAGGUGGGCCAGAAACCCCGUAGAUUACAGUCAGGCACAACAGCACUGCAGUAUCCAAAAUGGCUGGAGCCGAUGGAGACGAUUCUCUCUACCCUAUCGCGGUUCUCAUCGAUGAACUGCGGAAUGAGGAUGUUCAGUUGCGACUGAACAGCAUCAAGAAGCUGUCCACUAUUGCACUGGCUCUUGGUGUAGAGCGGACUCGUACGGAGCUGCUUCCUUUCCUCACAGAUACCAUUUAUGAUGAAGAUGAAGUCCUCUUGGCCUUGGCUGAGCAGCUGGGCAACUUCACCAUGUUGGUGGGAGGCCCAGAGUACGUCCACUGUCUCCUCCCGCCUCUGGAGAGCCUAGCGACCGUGGAGGAAACGGUUGUCAGGGACAAAGCCGUAGAGUCCCUGCGAAAGAUCUCUCAGGAGCACUCUCCAGUUGACCUGGAGGUCCAUUUUGAGCCUUUGGUCAAGCGCUUGUCCUGCGGUGACUGGUUCACCUCUCGCACGUCUGCAUGUGGCCUUUUUAGCGUCUGUUAUCCCCGUGUGUCCAGCACAGUCAAGGCUGAGAUUCGCCAGCAUUUCCGCACCCUGUGUUCAGAUGACACUCCCAUGGUCCGUCGUGCUGCAGCAUCCAAACUGGGAGAGUUUGCCAGAGUGUUGGAGCUGGACUACGUUAGAAGUGACAUCAUUGCUCUCUUCACGGCCCUGGCCUCUGAUGAGCAGGACUCUGUGCGUCUGCUGGCAGUGGAGGCUUGUGUCAGCAUCGCCACUUUGCUGCCCCAGGAGGACCUGGAGACCUUGGUAAUGCCCACCCUGCGACAGGCUGCAGAGGACAAAUCCUGGAGGGUCCGCUAUAUGGUGGCCGACAAGUUCUCUGAGCUUCAAAAAGCAGUGGGACCAGAAAUCACAAAGAAUGACCUGGUGCCAGCUUUCCAGAACCUUCUGAAGGACUGUGAGGCGGAGGUCCGUGCUGCUGCAGCAAACAAAGUGAAAGAAUUCUGCGAGAAUCUCCCAGAGGACAGUCGUGAGCAGAUCAUCAUGGCUCACAUUCUGCCCUGCGUCAAGGAGUUGGUUUCAGACACCAACCAGCAUGUCAAAUCUGCACUGGCUUUGGUCAUCAUGGGACUUUCUGCCAUCCUGGGCAAGGAUAACACAAUAGAACAUUUACUGCCGCUCUUCCUGGCUCAACUCAAGGAUGAGUGCCCUGAGGUGCGCCUCAACAUCAUCUCCAACCUGGACUGUGUCAAUGAGGUCAUCGGGAUCCGUCAGCUGUCUCAGUCCCUCCUGCCGGCCAUUGUAGAGCUGGCUGAGGACGCCAAGUGGAGGGUCCGCCUCGCCAUCAUCGAGUACAUGCCCCUGUUAGCUGGUCAGCUGGGAGUGGAAUUCUUUGAUGAGAAGCUCAACACUCUUUGUAUGGCCUGGCUUAUCGACCAUGUGUACGCCAUCCGUGAGGCCGCCACCUGUAACCUGAUGAAGCUGGUGGAGAGGUUUGGAGCUGAUUGGGCCCAGAACACCAUUGUGCCAAAAGUCCUGGGAAUGGCCAAUGACCCCAAUUACCUCCACAGGAUGACCACGCUGUUCUGCAUCAAUGCUCUGUCAGAGGCGUGUGGUCAGGACAUCACCACCAAGCACAUGCUACCUGUAGUCCUCAAGAUGUCCAAUGAUCAGGUGGCCAACGUGCGCUUCAACGUGGCCAAGUCUCUGCAGAAGAUCGGCCCUAUCCUGGACGCCAACACCUUGGAUACAGAAGUGAAACCAGUCCUGGAGAAGCUGGCCACAGACACAGACAUGGAUGUCAAGUACUUUGCCCAGGAGGCUAUCAGUGUUCUCUCCCCGCCAUAACUCAACCAACAUGGCCUAAAACAACACUUUUACAAGAUAUUUAUUGAUGUUCAGGAUCGACUGGUAACUGUAUAGAGAAAUCUGAUUUGAUCUUUUCUUUUUUCCCCCUCAUUUGUCAUGUUCUGGCAUCCCUUUACCUUUGCUGUAAACGUGUGCUUGAUGACGGGCCAACAUGUGGUGUGGUGCAUGCUGACUAAUAUUACUGUACUAGCUAGCUCCAACCUCACAUUCCUCCUCUUUGUACUUCUUCAAGCAACACACAAGAAUUCAAAUUCUCUCUUUGAUUGUCCUGCAUCAAACUGAAGUGAUUCGAACGAGCUCAUGUGUCAUGUCCUCCACAAACACUAACAUUCACCUGGUGAAGAAAGUUGCUCAUCAGUGCCAUUCAAUGCUAAUGUGCGAGUACGUGUAUGGAUUGUAGCGCUGCCAGGAUUCUUAGAGCACACAAUGCAUACUUUCCAAGAAUGUUUCUGUGUCCCGAACAUCAGCAUCUGGCCAAAUUGAAGUCCUUUUAAAACAUGACAGUAAUUUUCCAACAGCAUUUUCUAAUGAGAAUGUGUUUGACUUUUAGUCUUGGCAUCUUUUCUUCUUUUUGAAUCUACUUCCUGUGCUUUUAUUGUUCUUUUCAAAGCUACACAAAUACUUGGGAUGCUGUACUACUGUAUCUUGUUCAGAAUAAAAGUAACCCCUUCGACACACAA